Molecule: messenger RNA, 728 nt
Organism: Strongylocentrotus purpuratus (purple sea urchin)
Lineage: Eukaryota; Metazoa; Echinodermata; Echinoidea; Camarodonta; Strongylocentrotidae
Product: nucleolin-like
Exons: 3
Coding region: 236-580 (114 amino acids)
Source: RefSeq, a predicted model, not a curated record
UCACUGUUUCAUUGUUUAAAAUAAUUUUGCCUGUGUAUUUUACUCUCAGAACCAUUUCUUUAACAAGAAGCUACAUUUAGAUGAAAGGUUUGAAGAGUUGAAGGAAAAAGAUCUUAAACAACAAAUCGAAUACAUCAGACAUCUUGUUCACCCCACGCUGUCAGAGAAAACAUCCCGUCCAACUAGUAGAGCCCAUGAAUCUCUGUCGUCACACCAAGGAUCCGUGCAGCUGGACAUGGAUGUUCCCUCCACCAGUGGUGUAAAUGCACAAAGUGGCAAAAUAUCUGAAGGCCCGUCUGCAGUAACGCCCAGUCAUCUACAACCAAAUUGGGAAGACAUCCAAACUAAUCCUGAGCCUGACUCUACCGAUGAAGAUGACACAACCGAUGAAGAUGACACAACCGAUGAAUAUGACACAACUGAUGAAGAUGACACAACCGAUGAAGAUGACACAACCGAUGAAGAUGACAAAACAAGAGGGGACAACCAAUCAAACAGCCACGAUUCCGAGGAUGGCAUUCUGGAUGGACCACCAAGGAAGAGAAAAAAGAAGACAAACCGACAGACGCCAUCUCCGUAAUAUUGCUUUUAAAUUCAAACUUUAACGUGUGCCAUUUAUAUGUUAGAUUAUAGGUAAAGGGAGUGUAUCAUGAGAAAAACGGGUUAACGCCAUCUAAGUCUUCUUUUGGACAACUGCACGUAAACGAAUGGACUUAAUUAACUGGGUC